UCACUGCCUCAGUGCCUCUCUUCUAGUUGUACUACCUCUCAUAAUUCACUUUCUUCCACCUCUCUUCUUCAAUUCUAAGUUUAUUUUCAUGGAAACCCCCAAUUCCACUCCUAUAGAUUGAAUCAUUUUUGGUCCACUUCAGUUUUUGCUGUAAAAUCUAUCUGACACAUGGCAGCUUAUGCCGCUUCAGUGUCUUCAUGGAUCCCUGAAGAUGACAUCCUGUUAAAGAACGCUGUGGAGGCAGGUGCUUCUCUGGAAGCACUUGCUAAAGGCGCAGUGAGAUUUUCCCGCAAGUUUUCCAUAGCAGAAUUGCAACAUCGGUGGCAUUCUCUCCUCUAUGACCCUGUUAUUGCAGCAGAAGCUGCUGCUCAUAUGGCAGAGUUUGAAUUUUCUGCUGCUAAUAAUCAAGCAAAGUCACUUAGGUCUGGUGCUGCUGGGGACCAUUCAGGAGCUCCUCCAAAAAGGAAAGCCGAGAGUGUUCGAAGACUGUAUUAUGCCUUGCGGAAAAGAACUUGUAUCCAGUAUUUGAACUCUCCUAAACUUGGUUUUUUGGCUUCACCAAAGAUGAGUGAUGGUAUUGGAGAUGGUACUGCUUAUCAAGAGCAUGCAAGCUUUCAUUAUGAUACUCCAGUUGAAAGUUCCAUGCUUGGAGAUUCUGUCCAGAACUGUUUUGAGUUACAGGAAAUGGAUAUAGAUUACUUGCAUCACGGACCACAAGAUAAUAAUUUCAUUAAAGAUUCGGUAGGGCAUCCCAUUUAUGAGCAGGAAAAUGUGCAUGAAGAUUCAGCACAUAAUCUGGGAGAGAGAUUGAUUGGCUUUGAAAAUUGCCCAGUUGUUGAGGGAAUGAAACCCUCAGAUGCAUUGCUAGAAAAUGAUGCUCCUUUUCAUGUAUUGGGAUAUUCAUCUCCACAGACUAGGACACCUCUCUGGAAAACAAUGGAGUUUAUUCCACCACCUGCAAUGCCUAUCAAUAUGAGCCAUGGAGGUGAAGGUCAGAGUUCAGUAGAGACAUAUAUACUUCCAGAUGACAUGAAUGAGAGGAGAAUAGUUUUACCUACCAACCCAGAAUUUGAUUUAGUGGAUCUUUCAGACUCUCUUUUAAACUUUGGGAAUGAAGAGGAGCUUCAUUUCAUUGAUGCGGACGAGAAAAACUCAAUUGAUAAGUCUUGCCAUGAUAACUUUAAUCCAAUAGUAUUGAGUUCUCCUCAUGACAUCCAUAGAGAUGAUGUACCUGAUGUUAAAGAACCUCAUACAUGCCUUGCGAUGCCUGAUGGUUCAAAUCUUGCAGAAUUGGGGGUUAUUGCUGAACAAUCAAGUAUGAGUCAUGGCAAUCAACAUAAUAUUUUUUGUUCAGAAGUCAAUGUACCAUCAUCUAUGUCAAGACCCAAUCCCCCAUCUCAUGACCUGCUGGAUGGGGAGAUAUUCUGCACAUUGAACAGUGAGGACACAGAAAUUCCUUGCAAUGAUGAUUUUAUCCCAAGUAAAGUAGUCGCUUCUUUGGCUCCACAAACAAGUUAUAAAGGGGCAAGUGAACUGGCUUCCUCGUUUGAUGCUCAUAAGGAUCGUGAACAAAAGCUAGGAAGAAUGAAGAAAGACAACAGUUCUACACAAUAUUUUACUGCUUCCCGCACAAGAGUAUCAGACAUGUUUCCACAACCCAAGCACAACCCUCGACUUUGUAGUACAGGAGUCAAAUCCAAGUCUACUGAUGUUGACAGUCUUAAUAGUAUCUCCAAACAGGCUAACAAUGCUCAUGAAGAUCUUAUCCAAUACAGAUCAGCACUUUCAGCCCAAACAUCUCUUACCCAUGCAAGACUGAAGGAAAAGUCGCUACAUGCAAGUUCUGCUUCAGAUGUGUUGUUACAUGCAAAAUCUAGUUCCAGUAGAAACAAUAUUCCUGAACGAGAAGCAAACCCCUCCACCUUAGAUCCAGAAGCCAGGCUGGAUGAAGAAGAAUAUGAGAGUGAUGAUCACAUUCCAGACUUUUCUGAUAUUGAAUCAAUGAUACUUGAUUUGGAUUUGUGUCCAGAAAAUCUUGAUACAUGUUAUAGUACAGAAGUGUCAAGGUAUCAACAUGACGAUACUAAGAGGACAAUCAUUAGAUUGGAGCAAUGUGCUCAAUCUUGUGUGCAAAGAGCAAUUGGAUACCAAGGGGCACUUGCCCUCCUGUACGGACGCCAUUUGAAGCAGUAUAUUAAGGAAACUGAGGUCAUACUUGGCAGGGCAACAGAUGAUGUUGAUGUCGAUAUUGACUUGGGAAGAGAAGGACGUGCCAACAAAAUAUCUAGACGACAGGCACUGAUAAAGAUGGAAGAAGAUGGCUCCUUCAUUUUGAGAAAUCUUGGUCGGAGUUCUAUAUUUUUGAAUGGCAAAGAAAUUACUACUGGCCAGGGUUUCGGUCUAAGUCCAAGUACUUUGAUUCAGAUCACAGAAUUGUCAUUCAUGUUUGAAAUAAAUCAAGAAAAUGUAAGGCGAUAUCUGGCUGCCGUCACGAGAAGAAACCAAGAAAAGAAUGCCAAUUUUGAAUGGUCUAAAGAUAGGGUUCCAUGAUUUGUGAAAGGCAGAAUUAGUGGGUUGCAUUUCUUAGUAGUAGUUUCUCUAAAAUACUAAUUGGACUCUUGGUAGAAUUAACAGAUAUGGUAGGGACAUGGCAUCUGUGUGUAGGUCAAUUGGUGUAUAGAAUUGUAGAAGGCACUUGAUGCUAUAAUAUUAAAGAAGGAAUGUAAAGAUGUUUGUAUCUAUUGUGCAGGUUUAUGGCUCCCCUUAAAAAAUAUAGAAAAGAAUAGUGAGGGAGAUAAUAUAUAGCUUAUAGCUUAUUAUGAAUCGUUUUUUCUUUUA
This is a messenger RNA of Pistacia vera, 2838 nucleotides long. RefSeq lists its product as uncharacterized. The transcript is spliced from 7 exons. Lineage: Eukaryota; Viridiplantae; Streptophyta; Magnoliopsida; Sapindales; Anacardiaceae. Gene Ontology annotation, biological process: positive regulation of transcription by RNA polymerase II. The record is from RefSeq and is a predicted model, not a curated record. Gene Ontology annotation, molecular function: G-quadruplex RNA binding; protein binding. Bases 169 to 2550 code for a protein of 793 amino acids. Gene Ontology annotation, cellular component: MLL1 complex; NSL complex; Ino80 complex.